AUGACCACAACAAUCAGCACCGUCGUCCGGACCUCAGUGGCUCUACCAGCUCCUGAUCAAGUCUUGCCCUAUAACUUCGGCUACCCUGGUCCCGUCGUCGGCCCCUUCCCAACGACCUUCCUCACCACCACCCGAUCAACCCCCUCCUAUCCCGGCCCAAUCAUAGGCCCAGAUGGUAUGGUCGAAGUCUGCGUCGACGGCAUCUGCCCGACCAGCUUCGACGAAGUCGCCAGAAUGACUCCGUCCUCCGUCCACUCUCCUGGUGCCAUCUCCGUGGCUCUCACCAAAGCCACGCCAAUCAAGCGCGACUCCUCCGCCCCCUGCGUCAUCCACGACUGCGCUCUCGGUCCCGAAAAUGGCAAGGACUCCGCCUUCGUCGCCACCGCCGCCCGAGUCGCCAACGUCAUCGCCACAGAACUAGGCGAUGCACCACACAUCACACCCGCACCCGUCCUCAUCCUCCCCAAGCGCGGCUUCAACCCCUGGUCCCUCGCGACCGAGUGGAUCAUGCACACCAAACCAGUGGGUCCCCCAAAGUCCCACGUACCCAGCAUCGAAGACGUCUCAGCCAUAGACACGCCAGCCUACACCAUCAACGACCCUCACGACCCUGACAUGGAGCGACCCCAGCCCACCGAUGGCCCAGCGAGUCCGGGGCUAGAAUGGCAUUGUGAGCCGAAGAAACAUGUCUGGGAUCACGGGAAGUGUGGAUGGCAGUUGGUGGCCCAGCCUGGGGAUGCCGAAAAGGAUCCCAAUGAGCAGGUGUGCAAUGAUGGGCUCAUUGGGCCGUGCGAUGGUCUCACUGGGCAGUCUGUUGAUCCCGCCGCGCCUAACCCGGAGGUUACCCGUGGGCCCUGGAUUUCAUCUUUGGGCUUUGGAGAUAUCUUCGACGGGACUGAGGUAGAGGAGGGAUUGGAGGUGAAGGGCGCGGAGGCGAAGGUGCAGAAGCGGUGCUGGAAGGACUGGGGAAAUUGGUGUACGCUUUUCACUGGCAAGAAUCAUGAUGAGAAUGGUAAUGAGCUCCCGACUUUGCCGAUUGAUCAUUGA
Messenger RNA from Recurvomyces mirabilis, 1047 nucleotides. RefSeq lists its product as uncharacterized. The transcript has a single exon. The coding region runs from base 1 to 1047 and encodes 348 amino acids. The record is from RefSeq and is a predicted model, not a curated record. NCBI's taxonomy places the organism in Eukaryota, Fungi, Ascomycota, Dothideomycetes, Mycosphaerellales, Teratosphaeriaceae.